AGAGGCCGUAUAUGGUAGUGGGUGGUAGCAUGCGACGACAGUAAAACGCGGGGCAGAGGGAAAUUCAGCUUGCGGAGCACGCAUGCGUUCAAGUUUGUGGUCGCAGUUUGCGUUCGGCUCGGUCUGGCGCUCAUGUACGGACGGUGCAAUCAGUAGAACCGAGAAUUUCGAAGCGUGUGUACUUACUCUCGAAUUCCCGCAAUCCGCAUUCCGAUUUUAACCUCACGGAGCACAAGUGAGCGAGAGAGAGAGACAUACAUAUUUAUACGCGAUAAAUCUUUCUUCUCCCCUCUCUCUCUCUCUCUCUCUCUCUCCUGCUGUUUCGCCCGUCCUCUCUUCAAAUCUUCGUCGAUUAUUCGACUUUUCUUCUACGUUCCAUAUCUCUCUCGCUCUUUCCCUUCUUCAAACUUUCCUUUCUUAUCAUCCUACGCUCUUUCUUGCCUCCCUCACUCCCACCCAUCGCUCUGCGUUGUUUUUCGCGAUUUAUUGUGCUCGCGCGCGCCCUCCGCCAGUGAAAUCGUUCCUAAAAACGUAGUUAACUGUGACGGAGUAUUCACGAGAGGUACAGGUUCUUUCGGGUGGAAAAACAAAUAGUCAAGACGCCAAGUGGAUAGUAAUCAGCCAACGGGAAAAAAAAACGAAGAGAAAGAUCGUCGCGACGAGAGUCAAGAUCAUCUCCCUAGCAUAGAAGCAAAGUAAGAAAUAUUGAAGAAAUUACGUUUAACGCGAAGUGAAAAAGCGAUCAAGCUGCCGGUCGGCAUCGUUAGAAAAGAACGAAUUUGUGCAGCCAGAGCAAGACAACUUUACAACUCUCUCGAAGAAGUGUCGCUCGCCCUCGCACGUUUGCUCUCCGUCUCUCUUCUCCUUCCCCCUCCUUGCGCUCGUGCCAGUCGCGCCCCACUUACGACUUCCCCCGCUCGCAUGUUAGAGUCUUUUCUCUCUUCUUCUCUUCCUUUUCCUCUCCCACUCAGCUCCCAUAUCAUCUCCCCUUCGCCGCGUUCCAGCUUUUUUCUCUUAACCCUUCUUCGUUAGUACGACUCCGCCGUCUGCGCCUGUGUCCAUUCGCGAUCGGAGAGAGAACAACUCCGUCGUUCCGUCCGUUCGUCACCACACCGCGCGCUUCGCUCGUGGCCAACUCUUUCUCAUUGUGUAUUAAGUGUGUCCGCGCGCGCCCAACACGCGCCAACAUUCGCCAUUGAAGCACAAGUACAAUUUGCGAUGUGUGAUAAUACUAACACGACGACGCAGAGUAUAGCGGACUACCUGUCACAGUUGUUGAAGGACCGGAAGCAGCUAGCUGCCUUUCCGAAUGUCUUCAUACAUGUGGAGCGUCUGCUGGAUGAGGAGAUUGCAAAGGUGCGGGCGAGCCUCUUUCAAAUCAGCGGAGUGAAAAAGGAGCCGCUCGUCCUGCCGGAGCCCGAAGGUGACAUCACGACGCUUACGGAGAAGGUCUACGUGCCCGUCAAGGAACAUCCAGACUUCAACUUUGUCGGGAGAAUUUUAGGGCCACGCGGCAUGACCGCGAAACAAUUGGAGCAAGAGACAGGAUGUAAAAUCAUGGUCCGCGGGAAAGGAUCGAUGAGGGACAAAAAGAAGGAGGAACAAAAUCGGGGCAAGCCUAAUUGGGAGCACCUGACAGACGAGUUGCAUGUUCUGCUCACCGUUGAGGACACCGAGAAUCGUGCCACCUUGAAGCUUGCCCGAGCUGUAGAGGAAGUCAAGAAGCUUCUUGUGCCCCAGGCUGACGGUGAGGAUGAGCUAAAGAAGAGGCAGCUAAUGGAACUCGCCAUUAUCAAUGGAACUUACCGGGAUUCGAACACAAAGGUUGCCGCCGCGGCAGCUUGUGACGAGGAGUGGCGACGGGUAGCUGCCGCCGCGGCGGAGACGCAACGCCUGCUACCAGGCCUGGCGACGCCGAUGCGGACGCCAAGCGCACCACUGGGUGCGCCGUUGAUCCUCUCGCCGCGGAUAUCUGUGCCGACAACUGCCGCAUCUCUGCUGAAUGGCUCCGGGCCACCCGGCUCGCUUCUGUCGGCCGGCGAUCCUCACGGGCUCAUCUACACGCCGUACGCAGACUACGCCAACUACGCUGCCCUGGCCGCGUCGCCGUUACUCACCGAAUACGCCACUGCGGAUCAUUCUGGUGGGUUGUUUGCUCGUUGAUACGUCGUCCCCCCGCGACAGAGAAAUAAAGAGGGAGAAUGUCUCGCUCCCCUCUAACGAAAAACGGAGCUUUGCGCGUUUAAUGCGUGAAAGCGUCCUAAAAAAAAGAGAUAGAUACAUGCGCAUCGAGACUGAGGGGAGACGGAGCCGUGCACUUUUAUCAUGAUAUUAUCAUGAUUAUUAUAUUAUUAUAUUACAUGCGGCGCGCGUCACUGGUGACUCUCUCCGCAUCACGCACAACUCGAGACGCAUUCGUGACAAUGGCUGUUUUUUUUCUCUUUUCUUUUUUGUCGCAUACUGUGACAUAUUAGAUGAGCAACGAGCGGUUAAUAACAGCGAUGAAAGAACAGAUAGAAAGAAAUUCUUUUAAAAAACAGUUAUUAAUUAUUCUCGGCACUGCUUGUUGUACAUUUGUCAGUUAAUAGUCUGCACGCUGCUGACAAUCGUACCGCAGAAAGCCGUCCAUCUAAUCGCUCCUUUACUCACAAUCAGUGCCAAUUUUAUACAUCACGUAAAUUAUAUUCUGAAAUUAAUUAUUACGAGGAAAGAACAAAAUUGAAUGACAACGUUACAUUUCGAUAUCGAUUAACGUUUGUCUUCGCAAAACGUAACAUCGAGAGAUUCGAUGCACGUUAAUUUGCCGGGAGCGUCACCAAUAAUACGUAAUACGUAUACAAUCAUAUAAAAUUAUAAGGCGAUAAUUGUUAAUUACGAGCUGGUCGUUCUUGUAGUUGUUAAUUAUCAUUACUCACGUCGUCAUAGUUAUUACCAUCAUCAUCGUCGCCCGUCGUUUUCAUCGUUUUGAUCGUUAUCACUGUAUCAUCAUCACCAUCAUUAUUAUCAUCGUCGUCGUUGUCGUCAUCGUCAUCGUCGUCAUCGUCAUCAUCAUCAUCAUUAUCAUCAUCAUCAUCACCUUCGUAGCAGUUAGCAAAUAGUUUUUGUGAAGGUAGCUUAGAGUUUAGAACGUAAACGAAAUCAGUCAUUUACUAGUCGCGUCAGUUCAGAUAUGAUAAUUACGUAAAAGCCUUAGCGUAACGUAUGCGCCGCCUUCGAAAUAAUUUUAUCAUGAAGAUUCAGGGUUAUCAUAGCGAUAGAGUGGCGAGAACGCGAGAUGUUUAGGCCGCAUUUGGCAUGAUUUAAUCAAGAAUAGUAUAGAGAAGAAGAAGAGUGAAGGAACAGACAUCAUAUGUGGUGUAUCGCGUGUAGCUAUACUAGUCCGAAAGCUUUUUUACGUAAAACGGAGAUUGUGGCGUUCCACAAUAACCACGUGUGUUUUGUCUGGAAUAUAUCGUUUCUCCUCUAAUCGCCUUUAGGGUAACUCACGGUGCAAUUUUUGCCUGGUUUGAGAGAAAAUUUUUAAAGUUCUAAAAUAAUGCAUUACGCUUAAAUUUGUUUGCAAAUAAUAUGAUUUAUUUUCUACAAUAUAAAACAAAAAUAUUCUUUUACUGUUUGAAACUGGUAAGAGUAUUUAACAGAAAUUGAAGUAUUUUUGUAAAAUUUAUAAUUUUAUAGCAAUUUUAAAUCGUGAUUUUGAAACCAAUACUCUCAUUUUUUAAAUAUACUCUAUCCACAUAUUUUUAUGUCAAUCAGAUAAGAUUUUUAUUCUCUUAUAGAUUAGGCAAAUUUUACAUCACGUAACAUAGACAUAAUUGUGCCAAGCAGGUUGCGAAAGUACAGUAAACGAUCAUGUAUACUCGGUCGCGUCGUACAAGAAUUACAGUGUCGUCGUAGAGAACCGUUAGCUGGGACAGUCUCGCCGAGUCUCUUCAGGUGGCACAAAAAUCACAUCGAUACUUAGUAUACUCGAGAAAUUCUUUUCAGUCCUCAACAAAAUACUUUCCACACAGUGGUACGAGUUUUAAUUUACAAAUAUCCAAGGCAUGCAAUAUUUAAUCGAGCUCUACGAGACUAUCCGAUAAUGUAGAAUGUUUCAAUACGUGUUUUUUGUAUCAACAUCGACGUGUUUUCCUUGUCCCGAUACAAAGAUAUCCAGUUACCCGAUGAAUGCUCUCGCAUUCGCGCAUCUCUCAGCACAUCGUUACGUAUAAACGUGACCGUAGGGAAAGUUUGAUACAAAACACUUCUUAGAUAUAUAUAUAUUUUUCUUUGUUUUUUUUUAAAUAAAUUUUCUCACACUUGAGAAAUCCAUAACGCGUUAUUACGCAUUACUCAAUGCAGCAAUCAAAGGCCAUUCAUUGUGUAGCAAUUUUAUAUAUACAUAUGUGCGUGUCUGUACGUACGUGUCGAUAAGUAUUUCAGAGAAUAUAUAUCAUAUAUUUAUUUAAGUAGACGAUAAUAAUAUCAUAUUUAUAUAAUAGGUUUUUUUAAAGAUUUCUUUAGCAUUCGACUUUUAAUAGCUUUGAUAACGGAAUCAUCGAUACAUCGUACACUUUAAAUCGCAGCUUAGAGACAUUUUUCCAUACUAAAAAGUAAAAUCUUAAUCAUUUUUUAAUCAAUGGUCUAUUGAUAGGGUGAUGAUGGUACAUUAACCGAAUAUUUACUCCGCGUUUUCUUUCGCAUCUUUUUUUAUAUUUUCUUUGUUUUUCUUCUUUUUUUUCUUUUACCUCUCCCUUUUAUUUUAUUUCGCGCGUUUUUACAAACACGUUUUUUUUUUGACACGCUUGACUUAAAUUACUUAGCGAUAACUACGAAGUAUCACUAGAAUUCCAACUGAAUCCCUCGGGUUGAUUUAAUACACGACUAAACGACUAAUAACCCGUCCACCUCUCCUACAAAACUCACUUCAUGUUGUCUUUUUUCUCUUACUCAUUCCGUCUUAACAAAAACCAUAUCUCUAAUUAUGUAACUCUACAGUGAUGAUUCUAGCAAAGUAAUUACUUAGCGCAGUGAUAGAAAUCUGAAAACGGGAAAAAAGUGAAAAAAAGAAAAAUAUUUGAUGAUUAGGAUUGGAAUAGAAGUUCUUUUUUUUAUUAUUAUUAUUUAUUUGAGAAAACGUAAUUACGAAGUUUAAAGAAUCAAUCGAAAUAAUCAUCAUUAAUCGCACGAUAGCAGUCAAAUUAGCGAGCAAUCUAACGAGGAUUCAUCAUAUAUUUCAAUUCAGUUAGAAAUUGAAUCUAUCGCGCGGCAUGCCAUAGAAUAUUACAAUGGCUGGUGAUAGGUAGUCUACGAUAUAUAUAUACAUAGGUCUUUUAGGCAACCAGUAGGUGGAGGGAGAAUACCCAGGGACCAAACAAUAUUUUGAGGACUGAUGGUUCUAGCGUUUACUUGUAGUAAAUUCAAACGGUACGGAUAAGACUAUGCGUUGGAAAGUAUUUUCUCUUUCUUUGUUGUUGGAUUUUUGUUUUUUUUUUUUAUUUUUUUUAUUUUUUUAUCGCGUAUUCCACGCACCCGCAAAAGCACUAAAAUUUAAUGAUAAUGCAAUAUUUAUAUAAAUUAUUUUAUAGACACGCAAUACUCUUUUGAUGGCAUAGUCUUUAAGUAAUAUUACAAAAUAUGAUGCUACACAAAUUAUAUAUACAUAC
Molecule: messenger RNA, 5645 nt
Organism: Linepithema humile (Argentine ant)
Lineage: Eukaryota; Metazoa; Arthropoda; Insecta; Hymenoptera; Formicidae
Gene: how
Product: protein held out wings
Biological process (GO): regulation of mRNA splicing, via spliceosome
Cellular component (GO): nucleus
Molecular function (GO): mRNA binding
Source: RefSeq, a predicted model, not a curated record